This is a messenger RNA of Parnassius mnemosyne (clouded apollo), 3288 nucleotides long. The record is from the annotation of a GenBank genome assembly. Lineage: Eukaryota; Metazoa; Arthropoda; Insecta; Lepidoptera; Papilionidae.
AUGAAUUCAAAAAUAAAAGAGACUUUUUCUCGUAUGAAGCCAAUAUGUGAUAUGGUUAUGGUAUGCCCAUCUCCAGGAAAUGUAAACAGAUUUAUGAGUAUUGUGUCAGAAUUAAGGAAGGAAGAUGUUCAAGAGUUGCAACAGUACCUGCUAUUUCCUUUCAUCACACACAUAAGAUCUACAGAGAUUAAAAAUAAACAUGAACAGCAAAGAAUUGUUAUUGAUGCAAUGAAAGUUGUGUUGGAGAAAGUCACUGUAAACAGCUUCGAAAUGUGUAUGAAAAUUGAAACUGGACUGCUUAGCUUAACCUUUGAUAAAAAUAAACCAGGAAUGAUUGCUGAAGUUCCUGAAGAGUUAAAACUGAGUAUAAUGAGGUGUCUUACUGUCCUAAUGUUGAAUAUUGAUUCAGCUGUUAGGCUGAAACUCUUGAAAACCCAAGUUCCUUUACUAGCCCAGACCAUAUUCAUAUCUGUACAUAUAGCUAAACUUGAAAAAUUAAGAUCACUAAGAUUAGCUGCCAUUAACAAUGUAAUGGCGCAUACUGCGACACAUGAACAACUUACAGAUGAUAUGUGCCAUAUAAGAGAUGGCAAUCUUGAAACUUUAGUAGUUGAUAUGCUUUCAAGUAUACUGCCUGGCGUACUAGCAGCAUUACAAGAUGUUGCCAUGUGUAAAGAAAAUCCAGGACAUGCUGUUGUUGUGGCAGCACUGAAUGCAACACACCGCAUACUUUGCCUGACAAUGCAUGACAAACAUUUGAACAAGAAGACCGAUGUGACAGCUGAGGACUUUGCCAGCAUGAUUGCUUUAAAAACCAAAUCCAUAGACAAAGAUGUAAGCAGUAAGGGUGUUAAGGAUAUUGCGAGGAGGUCGCCAGAAUGGUACGCUAUGGCUGGAGAAAAGCUAACACUGGUGAUUAAAAGUCUCGUACCGCUGAGUACACAUGAAAACGUCAAGAUAAGGAAAGAACUCGCUGUGCUCAGUGCGAGGAUACUGAGAGAAUGCAACGCAUCAAUGCAGCCUUCUAUACCAGUAGUUCUUGACAUUUUAAUAUCCUUGGCGAAGGACGAGUAUCCCGAAGUAUCUGAGUACUGUGCUAGUGUAGUGAACGCAUACUUCGCCGAGGCUUCGGAGGAAAGGAGGCUCGACACUAUGGAUUGUCUUUGCGAGAACUUUCUCACGACCUUAACAAAUCUGCCGAGGAUUCUAAAUAACAUUGACUCGGGCCGCAAACUCGCAGCACUGAACCUUUUGCACGGGUACGUGCGCGUUUUGAGCGACGAGUCACGACCGCAGCGGCUGACUACGGCGAUUACGUCACACACAGCCCUCGAUGCUCUCUGCGAAGCUCUGCGUCACGCCGCUGCACUCUCCACCGAUCUUACGCUGCUCGCCACGCAUGCGGACAGAGAGCUGACGGCUCCACCACCAACUACCACUCCGUGGCGUAUCCUUCGACAUUUAGACACGAAGGAAUGCGAGCAGCGACUGCAGGAUAUCUGCCAGCUGCUCGCUGAAGCGGAGUGCGCGGAACUGUUGCUCGAUCAUCUGCUGGAACUGUUCCAGCAGAGGGAAUGCGAGGUGGCCUACAUCAUGAACUGUUUUGGCUCUGCGCCAAAUUCCUCACCGACCCUUGCCAAGCGCAUACUGGACACGUAUUUAGAGGAGGAUGUGUGGUACUUGCCGCUGGAGGUCUGCAGCUCGGAGACUCCGGUAACCAAGGAGGAGACGUUAGAUGUCGAGGUAUACAACCCGAGGGCCUGGAUGAAAGAUAGUGUGCCAGGUCUGUAUGAGGGCGCGACGGAGACGCGGUACACGGGUGUAAGCUACGCGGAGGGGCGGCGCGGCGCGGCGCCGGGCUGCAGCAGCGUGGCGGCGGCGCAGCGCAGCGCGGCGCUGUGCUGCCUGCUCACCGAGGGCGUGGGCGCGCUGGCUGCCACGCUGCGGGACCGCUUCCAGCCAUACUUGUUGAAGACCUUGUGCCUUGUACUGGAGAGAGUCGGCAGCCGGUACGAACUGCUCCACCUGGCUGGUCUGAAAGCCAUCAACGACAUUGCCCUCGCGUGCGGACACAGCGGCGUCGUCGAACUGAUCGCCACCAACGCGGACUACCUCACGAGUCAGAUCACCAAUAGACUGAAAAAGGUGUGGAACAUUCAAUCCGCCCUCGAGAUUUUAUCUGUGGUAAUGGAGUACAGCGACACAAGAAUACUGGAUUAUUUGUACGGAAUCGUGGAUGAUGUUCUCGUUCAAAGCUGCGAUAAGUUUCACGAGAGAGAUCUCUACGCAUACCUGCAAGUGUUUCUUACUUUCAUCACUCGCAUUCGAAAGUGGUUUCACGUUGAAGAAGAUUCAAAAACCACUACAUGUAACAAAACAGAAAACUUCAGCGUGCUCAAAGGUGUUAUAGAGUUUGCCAAGAACAAAGAAGAAGCGGAGAGAUUAUUAAGCAAGGAAGAGUUCGAGGAGGAUUGCGGGAAGAGUGUGGAGGAGAUGUACAGAGAAGAUUUGAAGAAAAAAGAAGAAGACGUGUUAGAUUAUGACGACAGAGUUACACACGAAUCGCCACCGUUGCAGCGACACGUCACUGUCACCGUGUCGAUACUUAAACGAUGUAUCCAUUUUAUCACAUCCAAGCAACGCGACAACGCUAUUUUGGCCUUGAAAGUACUGUCGUUAGGGCUGCCCAUCUUGAAGCACCACGAGAAUGAGCUACUUCCUCUUGUGCACUUGACGUGGGCUCCGCUCUGUACUAAAGUCGGCGCGGAGCCGGCUGUAGCGAGGGCCGCUUUGGAUCUCCUGGUUACCAUGGCAACGCUUUCGAAAGACUUCAUUCGGAAUCGCGCUAUGAAAGACGUCCUCCCCCACAUGUACAAAUAUUUGCGAAGCAGUUCCCACGACAGUCUGCUGAAGGACCGGGGCUCCACGUAUCGGCUGAGUCCGGCCUACCGGUUGCAGGAGGCGAUGUUGGCUGCCCUGCCUUGCCUCGUUGUGGAUCUUCGCCUGGACGAGGCUGGACUCGAAGAGGCCAUGUCUUGUGCGGACGCUUACUUGUCUAGGAAACAGCCGAAGCCUUUACAGGAACUGGCGGUGAUCUUUUUUAAACACAUAUUGGCGAGCAACUACGGAGCCGGUUGGUACCACCUAAGGAGCCUCUGCGCUAACGAGGACGUGUUAGAACCACCCGCCAUGAAGUACAUCAAAUUGGAACCUGUUGUAGGCACCCCGUAUAGAUCCACUGAUGUGGAUUAUGAAAAAAAUAUCAAAUUGAUAUUUGAUAUAGAUUAA